Aspergillus pseudotamarii is the source of this 306-nucleotide messenger RNA. RefSeq lists its product as uncharacterized. The transcript has a single exon. Bases 1 to 306 code for a protein of 101 amino acids. The record is from RefSeq and is a predicted model, not a curated record. NCBI's taxonomy places the organism in Eukaryota, Fungi, Ascomycota, Eurotiomycetes, Eurotiales, Aspergillaceae.
AUGUCGGAGGCCCAUUAUUCCGAGAGUCGACCGUGCGGGAGGCCCAUCAUGCCGGAGGCCCAUCAUGCCGGAGGCCCAACAUAUCGGAGGCCCAAUAUGUCGGAGGCCCAAUAUGUCGGAGGCCCAUUAUGCCGGAGGCCCAAUAUGUCGGAGGCCCAUUAUGCCGGAGGCCUGUUAUGCGGGAGGCCUGUUAUGCGGGAGGCCUGUCAUGCGGGAGUUGGACUAGGUAGAAGGCAGGCUGUUAUCGUUCAGAUUCUCCAGUCUGCCCUAUUCAAAUUUUUAGUCGGUGAGGCGGGUCUUUUAUGA